AUGAGGUAUGGAGCAGGAACAAUUAAAUGGAAUAAGGAGGAACUUCAGGGAAUAGAUAGGAAGUCUAGAAAAAUCAUGACAAUGAAUGAGGAGCUACACCCUAGAAGUGAUUUUGGCAGAAUAUACGUACCCAGAAAGAAGGGAGGAAGAGACCUGAUCAGUUGUGAAAUCUGCGUGAGGAGAGAAGAGAACAACUUGAGUUGGUAUGUGAGAAAUAGUGAAGAGGCAUUACUCAGGAAAGUUGGAGAUAGUAAUGUAGUUAACAUCUCAGAGGCUGUGGACCCGAAGGAGUACAAAGUGAAUGAAGUAAAAGAGACAGAGAAUGAAUGGAUGCAGUAAAGAAUGCAUGGGCAGUAUGUGAGAGAAAAGGAAGGUAUUGACUGGGAUAGAACUUGACAGUGGAUUGCAAAAGGAGAUUUGAAAGGAUGUACUGAGGCCCUGAUAUGUAGCGCCCAGGAACAAGCUUUGAGAGCAAAUUAUACGAGAUUUCAUAUUGAUCACACAGCAGAAUCCCCUUUGUGCAGAAUGUGCGGAAGUAAGGGAGAAACGGUGGCCCAUGUGGUGAGUGAGUACGGUAAGAUGGCGCAGACAGAAUAUAAAGGAAGGCAUGAUAACGUGGCACGGUAUAUCCACUGGCAACUUUGUGGUAAAUGUGGAUUGGAAAGAGCUGAUAGCUGGUAUGAACAGAAGCCGGGGGGAGUGGUGGAAAGUGAAAACUUCAAGAUACUGUGGGAUUUCACAGUCCAGUGUGAUCGGAAAAUUGAGGCAAGAAGACCAUACAUUGUCUUUAUUGAUAAGAAGGAAAGAGAGGUUGUCAUAAUUGAUGUUGCCUUCCCAGGUGAUGACAGGGUGAAAGAUAAGGAACUUGAGAAGUUAGAGAAAUACCAACUAUUUAGCGAUGAAAUUGCAUAA
Porites evermanni is the source of this 912-nucleotide messenger RNA. The record is from the annotation of a GenBank genome assembly. NCBI's taxonomy places the organism in Eukaryota, Metazoa, Cnidaria, Anthozoa, Scleractinia, Poritidae.